UUUUCUGCGUGGAUUAAGCUAUUCAUGUGCUACUUUGAUACUCUUACAUCUAAGGCUAAUAUUUUGUUUGACAUAAAAACCUUAAAUUUCUUAAAACUUUUGAAAAAAGGCUAGUAUAUAUUUUAAGAAAGCAUGGAAUCCAAGCAAAAUAUUAGAAACAAUCUUUUAAAGCAAAACAUUGAUCGGGAAAGAAAUUCAAACAUCGUCGGCGAAAACAAACGCAACGAAUCAGAUUAUUCUUAUGGCAGGGAUCCGGAUAUGUUACAACAAGAUGAAGAAAAAAGCAAAAAUAGACAAAAGACGGAGUCUGCGGAUUCUUAUAGAAAAGAUUAUGACAAUGGAUUUGAAAGAGGAUCACGUUUUAAUAAUACUAAAAAUCUAUGGAUACCAGGCAGCAACAACCGACUUGAUAUUCGGAAGGAAUGGCAAGAUAAAGAUAUAACCAGUUCCGGAAGAACAAAUCAUUCGUACGCAGAUAUUAAUGAACUUCCAAUACCAAACACUACAAAGCCCCGAAAGCAAUCUAAUAGGUGCAGAAUAAUUCAAGUUGUUGGUGUCGUGCUUGUCCUAGCUGUGCUUGGAGUAAUAACAUUUUUUAUUGUGCGGAAUUUUUCAUCAAAAGCGGAAGAAGUUGUAUGCGGUUUGAACGAAAUGAAGGAACCAUCCGGAUCAUGCAAACCUGUGGUGUGUGAGGACAAUCCUGUAGUUCAAAACGGACUGGUAAAUGUAUUAAAAAAAGCGAUCAACUCAACGGCAAAGUUACAGUGCAACCCUGGAUUCAUGGCAAAUACAAAUGUCAAUUUUCAGUGCAUGUCAAACGGGUCUUGGGUAAGUGAUUCCGAAGCAGCGUGCUUUGUGCAUCCAUGCGGACCAUACUUACUAUCUGAUAAUGUCAUAGUGAGCGAGGAUCUAAGCUAUAUCGACAUGUCAAUUACAGUGCGAUGUGCGGAGGGCUUUGAAUUUAAAACCAAAAGUGAAAAACAAAUUCAAUGUGUAAACAAUACAUGGAUAGGAACACCUGAAUGUGAAAUACCAGGUAUAUUAACAACGGAGUCAACAAGUUCUCCAGUAAACGUCGGGGAUUCGUUUGAUAUUUUUUGUCGCCUCAGAGAAUCAUCUAGUUGGCGAACAGUCAUGGUAUCUCGAUCUAGCCUCUCAAAUGAUUCUGUUCCAAACCCAUUAUUCAGCAUCACUUACAACCAUACCAGUGGUAUACGGUAUGGUGCAACCACUUUCCGGGAAAAAGUGUCAACUUUCAGAGAUGGUGUCCACCUUCAGUUAACGUUCGAUACAGCUAACUGUGAUGACACAGGGGUUUACACAUGUGCCGUGAUUGUUGGUGAUAUACAAGUUCCUACAGACCAAAAAAACACGUCGACAGAAAUCAAAGUGAUAGAAACGGCUUCAAAAAUAAAGGAAAUAAUCGCUUCAACAUCCUAUGUUCAAGGGGACGAUGCCAAUGUCGUGUGCAAGGGACUUAUUGGUAAAGAUGAAAACGAGAACAAACUCGGAAACAUAUCUGUGAGAAUAUAUUGGGACGAGGAAACAAGCAAGGAUAUUAACUCUGUCAUUGAUUCAACACAUUCUUCCGGCUGCCAAGUUGAUGAACUUGUUAAUGGAUCAUUCGUUGUAACAAAUGAUAUGCAUGGAGCUGAGUUACAGUGUAUUGCUCGAGGUGAUGAUGGUAGUCGCGAUAAAAAGAGUAUUCUCUUGAAUGUGACAACCACAAAAAUACAGUUAUCUUCCUCGGCGUCUACAGUUGACAUAGGCGAAUACUUUAACAUCUCCACACAUCUUGCUAAUAUCCGAGGAUGGAGUACACUAGAACUGCGAAAAAACUGUAGCGGCACAGAGAUCGCUAUUGUCUCUAUACAGAAAAAUGAUACGCUCUCCAACCUGACCAUAGAAGAAAACAUCGACCUGAUAGAUAGUGAUAUAAACAAUACGACAGCAAGACUGACUUUUCAAUUUCGAAACGUUACAUGUAGCGAUGCAUGUACGAAAGGCGGCGAUAUAGACUACAUAAGUACUGUAGAAAUUGGUGACAGCUGGUUGAUGGCGUCAGAAAGCAUAGUAUUUAAAAUGAAUCCAUCCGUGCCUGUUCUUACGCUAGGACAAGAUAAGUUCUACAAGGGACAAGAGGCGACUUUGAAGUGUACAGGAAACAUUGGUAUACCCCCACAUAUAAUGAGCAUCACAGAAGAUAGUGUCGUUCAAAAAUUGCCACCCUCAAGUUCAGAAGUUUAUCUGAAUCCGGAAACAUGUGAAAAUGUUGAAACAAUUACGCACGAAUUUGAAGUCAAAGACGAAAUGGACGGUCGAAGAUAUCAAUGUGUUACCAGUUUUACGAAUGGAACUAAACUGUCAUCGAAUGUAGAGAUUUUGAAUGUUACUGAUCCAAUUUUAUAUUUCACUGAGGAAAGCAAGACGGGGACAGUAGGAAUCACCAAAUCGAUUCAAUGUAUCCUCACUGAAACGACAAAUCUUAGCUACGUUGUCAUCAGUAGGUUUUCUACCGAAGAAACACUAUGUGAAGUAAACACAGCAGGCAAUGGAACAUGUAGCAAUGAAGCAGAGUUUUCUGUGGAUGGAACCCUGUCUGAAAACAGUACAGUUUUCACCACGACGCUGACCAUACAUACCGUAUCGUGUAUCAAUGAAGUUAUAUAUUCAUGCAAAGCGGUAGGAAUGAACACUUUAAAAACAUCAAUGGAUUUCAAAGUCAUAGCUGCACCUACUAUCCCUAAUUUACGCCUCCCAACAACAAUAGUAGAAGAACAAAUGUCGGAAUGGGAGGACCUUUUAAAGUGUGAUGCAUUCCUUGGUUAUCCUACAAAAAACAGGAGGUUGAAGAUCGAAAAUAAACCUAAAGGUUCGGAUUCCUUCAAAGAUUAUAUCACAGAAAUUUAUGAAAAUGGAGAAUGCGAUCGAGCUUCCUCUAUUGAAAGAACGCAGCACAAGUUUCCGGUAGGCAUGAAUGGCUCGACUAUUAGAUGUGUGGUUACAGAUGAAAACAAUAAUGUAAUAACGUCUAGUACCGAGAAAGAACUUCGAAUCCUGAAAAAUGUUUGUCUCUUUAACGAAACAGGCGACUAUGACCCUCAUCCCUAUAAUUGCAGACGAUUCAUUAGAUGUGUUGGCAAUCGUUUAUAUGAUUUAGAGUGUGCUUCAGGGUCGUGUUCUCUUUGGGACUCAGACCCAAUAUGUAACAGUAGAUAUUGUUCAUCUUGUUGACCCAGUAAUAUGUGAAGUAAUAAAUGAGUGUUUGAAAGACAUUUACAUAGACAGGAAAGUUACACUUUUUAUGAGAUUAAUGUUAUUGAUGCCAAUCAAAUUUUAUGAACCAAUCUUAUAGAUGUGAUUUUCACAAUUAAUUGGUAAUGGUGUAUUUGUAUUUGUCAAUCUUGUACUUUUGAAAAUGACUGAAAGAAAAUUGUGAUAUUUGGCGUAUAACAUAGUCAUGAUGUUUCUGACUGUAGCCUAUAUAGAUUUUUUUCUAGGAAUUUUAAAGAUUAUUUACAGCUCUUCUUUUGAAGAUCAAACUUGAGGAUAUUUAUCAAUGGGUUAAAGUGGUUAAGUCAACAAUUAGCAUUUUAUUAUUUCAAGUAUUAAAACAAACAAUAAACUUGUAUCAUACUGGUAUUCUUAUGAAUUGUUUGAGUUCCAGAGUGGUAUGAACAUAUAUUUGAUAUGAUACAAUUAUUAUAAUAUGUAAUAAAUAUAUGAUAGAAUAUCA
Molecule: messenger RNA, 3736 nt
Organism: Ruditapes philippinarum (Manila clam)
Lineage: Eukaryota; Metazoa; Mollusca; Bivalvia; Venerida; Veneridae
Exons: 10
Coding region: 133-3234 (1033 amino acids)
Cellular component (GO): extracellular region
Molecular function (GO): chitin binding
Source: RefSeq, a predicted model, not a curated record